This is a messenger RNA of Triticum dicoccoides, 770 nucleotides long. RefSeq lists its product as uncharacterized. The record is from RefSeq and is a predicted model, not a curated record. Lineage: Eukaryota; Viridiplantae; Streptophyta; Magnoliopsida; Poales; Poaceae. The transcript is spliced from 4 exons. The coding region runs from base 116 to 484 and encodes 122 amino acids.
AAAUCAUUUCUUUCAGUCCACCUCUUCUUCUUCUCGGCGACGGCGGCGGCAGGCGGGCGGGCGAGCGAGGAACCCUAACCCUAACCACUACUUCCGAUCCGCAAGGGCUUCGACGAUGGCGGCGGCGGCGGCCACGAGGAUCCUGCGCCCGGCGGUGCUUCCAGGGGAGCGGCUUCGCCGGCUCGUCCACACCGAGCAGCAUCCCGCACCCGCCUGUUCCUUGAAGGAAGGAUACCGUGGGUCGCAAAUCCAGCAGAAGAAAGAGGAGCUGUACACGGCUUCCCAGCUAGACAGGCGCCCAAUAACUACAGCCAAGAAGGUGACCGAGUGGACUGCGACAGCGUUUGUUCUUGUUGCUGGUGCGGUCACUCUGGGUGGCCUAGCUACUGCUGAGGGAGCGCACAAGCAAGAUGAAAGUGAUGAAAGGCGUUGCCAAUGUCAGUCCGUGGCUAUGCGCCGAGUGCGAGCAGAGUCAGAGUCUUAGGCGUACAAAUGCCUGAGAGUGUGGCCAAGCAAGUGGAUCGGCGCCGAAUCAAAAGGAAACUGCAGAAGCGAGUGGAGUGAACGAAAUGCAUCUUGUUCUAUUCCAGCACUAUAUUAUGCGUGUCUCCUGAAAGUUAUGUCUAUGACUUGCAGUCUACUGUGGAACUUUAGCAUUAUAACUGGAUGAUCUGUGAUCGCAUUGUAAGAUAUUUGUCAUGUCGUUGACAUGGUAUGUUAUGUACUUCCCAUUUGUGCAAAUUCUAUGAAGAUGAGGCUGCGUUUUUAUA